Molecule: messenger RNA, 4209 nt
Organism: Acanthochromis polyacanthus (spiny chromis)
Lineage: Eukaryota; Metazoa; Chordata; Actinopteri; Pomacentridae
Product: solute carrier family 25 member 29
Exons: 4
Coding region: 566-1492 (308 amino acids)
Biological process (GO): mitochondrial L-ornithine transmembrane transport
Cellular component (GO): mitochondrion
Molecular function (GO): high-affinity L-arginine transmembrane transporter activity
Source: RefSeq, a predicted model, not a curated record
UAUGUAAUUUUAUUGUGUUGUUAAUAAAGAUAGUCAAAAAAAGGAAGCCCGAUGAAUUCCGAAGAUGACGUGUUCGCGAGGCGUCGGCGUGAAGCCUCCACUCUGAUUGGCCAGAUGCUCCGGAGGCCGGUAUAAGAUCCGCCCCUUCCCCGUUACUUCCCGUGACGCCAGCAGCUCUCCACAGAAUUAAGAAACGUCCAUGAUAUCGGCGGCGGAAAGGCACCGACUGUAAACACCACGACAGUACAUGAGGGCGUGUAGGUCAGCGGGAGAGAGUCACGGGGCACAGAAGUAGCUACGCAACCAGCAAAGAGAAAAUAAAUCCGUCAGAAAGCAAAACCGUAGAGCGGGAUGCGUUAGUAGCUAGCCGGUGCUUGCACACAUAUUAGCUAACGGAAAGUGACAACUAGUUUGUUAGCUUUAACAUCAAGAGACGAUUACUGUCCGCCGACCCACGAAAUAAACGGGUUUUGAGGAAAACUACGUUUGACAGAGCCUGGCGUUAGAUAAUUAAAUUGUAUUCCUUUUUAAAAGUCCCUCAGUUCAGUGACGGUGAAGAGUGGUGAUGGACUUCGUUGCAGGAUGCAUCGGAGGUGCUGCUGGAGUCUUGGUUGGACACCCAUUUGACACAGUAAAGGUGCGACUGCAGGUUCAGAGUGUGGAUAAACCUCUGUACCGUGGGACGUUCCACUGCUUCCAGUCCAUCAUUCGACAGGAGUCGGUGUUUGGUUUGUAUAAAGGUAUUGGGUCCCCCAUGAUGGGCCUUACGUUCAUCAAUGCCAUAGUGUUUGGUGUCCAGGGAAACACCAUGCGACUGCUGGCACAUGACACUCCCAUGAACCAGUUCCUGGCUGGUGCAGCAGCCGGUGCCAUCCAGUGUGUCAUCUGCUGCCCCAUGGAGCUGGCAAAAACCCGGAUGCAAAUGCAGGGCACAGGAGAGAAGAAGUCUUCAAGGAAGUUGUACAAGAACUCCUUGGACUGCCUGGCACGCAUCUACAACCGUGAGGGUCUGCGGGGUGUAAACAGAGGCAUGGUUACUACCCUGAUCCGCGAGACGCCCGGCUUCGGAGUGUAUUUCCUGGCUUAUGAUGUGCUGACGCGGAGCCUUGGGUGCGAGCCCGACGACCGCUACAUGAUCCCCAAACUGCUGUUUGCUGGAGGCAUGGCUGGUAUCGCCUCCUGGCUCUCCACCUACCCCGUAGACGUGAUCAAGUCACGCCUCCAAGCAGACGGAGUGGGUGGAGUGAAUCAGUACAGCAGCAUUGCUGACUGUGUGCGGCAGAGCGUCCAGAGAGAGGGCUACAUGGUGUUCACACGAGGCCUCACCUCCACGCUGCUACGGGCCUUCCCUGUCAAUGCAGCUACCUUCGCAACCGUCACCCUGGUCCUCAUGUAUGCCCGUGGGGUGGAGGAGGGGCCCAAAGACUGCGAGCCGGCACAGCCGAGCCACCACUCCCAGAUACAGCAGCAGGCCCAGCCCUCCAGCCUGUGACGGCACCGAGGCCUCACCAGACUGGCCGCUUUACAAGAGCAUGGAGAGACAAAUGUACUUUUAUUACUGUCUGACUCAGCUUCCCAUCAGACCAGCCAUUCCCAGCUUCGAGUCAAUGAUACCUGGUUUAUAUAAAGCACUUGUUUUUACUUUCAUUUCAAAAAGGAGAAAAAAACCUAUUUAUUUUUAGCAGUGAUUUAAGUUCUGUUUGCUCCUGAAGGUGCAGAGUUUUGAAAGGGAUUACAUUACCUCUAAUGAGAUGGAGAUUUGUGAUGGAUUUUAACAGUAGCUUUUAUUCUUAGGAAGAUUUGGUGGAAGAUCUAGACAUAACUGAGCCACAUGGCUGCUGUUGUGGCUGAUUAGAGUACUAUACAGAGUCGGCACGGAAACUUUUGCAUAUAUCUUGAAACAUGCAGUGUUUAACUGCAUCUGUACAUGCAAACAGAUUUUAUGCUUUUUGUUUUUUAACAUAUAUUGCAAACCUUUUUCUUGCCUUACAAUACAGUACUUUUAUUUUGUUUAAGGACGAGCGUUUGUACCUGAACUGUAUCCUCUGAAGAGUCAAGUGAGAACCAAUGUAGCAUGUGAUAAGUGCGCACAACUUAUCACUCCUGUCUGCUUACAAACCAAAAACCGUUGCAGCUAUAAUCUGAUCAUCACUGAAGCACUCUUAGUUGUCAGUUUGCGCUGUCGACAGAACCCAAGUGGUCUGAAGGGCUCUCCGGGGGUUGAAUGAAAAGUGUCCGUGUGAGUCAGGAAUUCUGGAUGGCGUUUUGUUUUCUGUCUUGUUUGGCGUGUUGUGUUCUACCAAAUAAUGUGACGUUUUACUGCUGUAUUGAAGGCCGAGUCAGGCGGCGUUGUUGGUGUCCCAUUUUAUCUUAUUUUUGUUAUAUUUACGUCUUGGAUUUUUAAUAAACUAUCCCUGCGUGGCAAAAUUUUGUUUCCUAUCGGUACGUACUGCAGCUGUCCUCACAAAGUACGUACGGUUACAUGCAGUAUGCAAACCAUGAACAUACUGCUCGGUCAUAAUAAUGCGCCUUAAGCUUCGACCAUCUUUGCUCAUGUGUCAGCCUGUGGAACGAAAUGAGCCGUCGUCUGUCUUGAGCUUGUUUUUACUCGUGUGAGAUGUUGUGGUGCAUUUUCCGCUGCGCAGAGAAUCCUAGUUCAGAACGACCUGAAAAGCAUGUUGGCUUGCAAAUUGCAAAAUGGAUCUGGCUCUGUUUUUGAUAUAGUAAAUCUUUAAUUUUUUUCACUAUACAAUAACAAUAAUUGUAUGGUACUAUGGAUAUUUGAAUGCAAAUAAUAUUUUGACUUAUGAUAUUGAGUCAUGAAUGCAUGCACCUUUUUGAAAGCUCUCCAGAAAAGGAGGGAAGCAGCAAACCAGUGUUUUCAUUCACUCUGUUGCUGCAGACAGCCCGUGUCCCUCGGGGAGCCACUGAAAGAUGAUUUAUUAUAGUUUGAGAUGAUCUCUGAAGUGCAUUCUGUUUGGAAAGAAAUUCUAUUUUCACUUAUAGUAUCUUGAGAAAAUGCAAAGUAAUUUAAACAAAGCAGUUACAUGUUUAAAAUGAUCAGUGUUUGGAUACUGGAAGAGUCCUGAAAUGUUUGUUAAAUGGUGCAAAAUACAACCUCUUACUAGCUGAUUGCACAAGAUUUGUUACAGAUUUUUGUGUGCCUGCUGUGUAAUUUGAUGGUCACAUUCUCCUCAACUUCAUGACUGUUUGUGUGCAAGAACAGCUGCUAUACUUUACCUACUCUGGACUGGGGUUCGCAUUAGAUUUAUUUAUUCGGUUACUGUCCUAGCUCAGUGGCAUAACAGUGUUGUAAAUGAACAUCUGCUUCCUGCGUGUGAGCUCCAUAUCAGAAGAUUUCUUGUUUGUAUUUAUGCUUGAAUGUUGCUGUAAAGAAAUAAUCAGAUUUCCCGUCAUCGAGCGCUGAAAUGUGAGCACAAUAGAUGAUCUGCUCCCCUGAAGGCUUCUCAGAGCUCCGUCUGAAGCCGUAAAAAUGGUAAUGAAUCCAAGCACUGCUGUCAUUUUGUGUGUGAUAAAUGAAUUGCUGCUGGAGAGCGGGAAGUCGCAGCUGCACUCAAACUGGAAGUUUGUUGAAUGUAACACACCUGCACAGGUGUUCUGUCCAAAACUCUCGAGUCGAAGGACAAAAUGAUUUCUGGUGAUUCUGUUGUUUAUAUUUCAAUACUUUGAAAUGUUCAGUGCUGCUGGGAAACGUGGAAAAUCUCCAGGUUGUGCUGUUGUACAAUUGUGGGUGAAGAGGGUAAAUGAAAGUGUAGAAGAGUGCAAAAGCAUGAUCGUUAUCUCAGUUGCUUGUGUUUAAAUUUAAAUCCCACCUCUUAAACGGCGGCUGUUACAUCUGGCUGUGAACUAGAUCACAUCUGAAACCCAUCGGACAGCGAAUAUUUACUCCAGCUGAUGUGAAAGAUGCAAUAUGUACAGGAUGUAACUGUAAUGUGAAGUUUUGAAGUGAUUGGUAACGUAUACUGUAUAUUUAUAGAUCUACAUAUCUAUUUUUCAUUCUAAAGUAUUUAUGUAGUGUGGUUCCAUGAAUGUUUGAGCAGUUUUUAAAGUCUCUUUCUUUGGUCAGUUUGAGUUUGCUGUUGUACUGAAGAGAAUUAAACAGACAUAUUUUUGUGUCAUGCAGAGCCUAUUUGUCUAGAUUUGUCACUAAAGAUCUGUACAAAUGGGUAAAUAAAAGCAAUUCAAGCA